GUAAAUUCAAAGAACAAGCUACCUCCAAUUCCGCCUGGUUGCCUGUCUUGAAUUCCAAAGUACCCGAACCACGUCCCGGUACAUGUGUUGAAGAUACCCAAGCCCUGCCCGAUUUAGUGCUCAAUUUCAUACGUAAACAUCCAUUAAUGGACAAAGCCAUCGAUCAUGAAUUUGGCAAUCCAGUGUUUUAUAAACGUGAUAUUAUCUUGACCAAAUUGGUUGUGGACAAAAUACGCAUCGAUAAAUUAAAUCAAGAAUAUUUAGUGUAUUUCAUUGGCACCGCCACCGGUAGCAUAUAUAAAAUAGUACAAUUUAUACGUUACGGUCAUCGACAUUCGAAUCUUUUGGAUAUAUUCGAAGUGGCACACAAUGAACCGAUACGAGAAAUGGGUAUAAGCCAGAAAACCGGUUCUCUAUAUCUAUCGACAGAUUAUGCGGUUAAACAAAUCGAUUUGGCAAUGUGUGCAAGACGUUAUGACUCCUGCUUCCGUUGUGUGGCCGAUCCCUAUUGUGGUUGGGAUAAGGAUGCUGGGACAUGUAAACCAUAUCAAUUGGGGUUGUUACAGGAUGUUGCCAACGAAACUUCCGGCAUUUGUGAUACAAGCGUCCUAAAGAAACGUAUCACCGCCUCAUAUGGCCAAACGUUGCAUCUAUCGUGUUUUGUUAAAGUACCCGAAGUUCUAAAACAAAAAACCGUACGAUGGUAUCAUCAUUCAACGGAAAAAGGACGCUAUGAAAUUGCCUUUACCCCCUCCAAAUAUAUUGAAACAUCGGAGGGUGGUCUGGUGAUUAUUUCAAUUAACGAAGGCGAUGGUGGACGCUAUGACAGUUAUUUAGGCGGUACACUGCUGUGCAGUUACAGCGUCAAUGUUGAUGCCCACAGAUGUACACCGCCAUCGAAGAAAAACGAUUAUCAGAAAAUUUACUCACAUUGGUGUAAUGAAUUUGAAAAAUAUAAAUCAGCAAUGAAACAGUGGCAGGCCAAACAAGAGCAAUGCAACAUGAAAGACAAAUCGUCCGGAAAGCAUAUAAAUGAAGUCUAUAGUAAUGACAAUGUAGUCUGACCUAAUGAUCAUCAAACUACUUACUAAAGACUGACAUUUUUAAGCUUUUAAACGACAAUAUUUCCCCCCACACA
Musca vetustissima is the source of this 1138-nucleotide messenger RNA. Its product is annotated as semaphorin-2A-like. The transcript has 7 exons. Lineage: Eukaryota; Metazoa; Arthropoda; Insecta; Diptera; Muscidae. The record is from RefSeq and is a predicted model, not a curated record. Gene Ontology annotation, molecular function: chemorepellent activity; semaphorin receptor binding. The annotation marks the transcript as partial. Gene Ontology annotation, biological process: positive regulation of cell migration; semaphorin-plexin signaling pathway; neural crest cell migration.